This is a messenger RNA of Nerophis lumbriciformis (worm pipefish), 1492 nucleotides long. RefSeq names its product integrin beta 1 binding protein 1 (gene itgb1bp1). Gene Ontology annotation, cellular component: ruffle; cytoskeleton; cell periphery. Gene Ontology annotation, biological process: negative regulation of substrate adhesion-dependent cell spreading; negative regulation of focal adhesion assembly. Gene Ontology annotation, molecular function: integrin binding. NCBI's taxonomy places the organism in Eukaryota, Metazoa, Chordata, Actinopteri, Syngnathiformes, Syngnathidae. The record is from RefSeq and is a predicted model, not a curated record.
UAAUACAAAAAAAAUGUAAAUACGUUUUUACAAUGCAUAACCAUACAUUUAUUAUAUAUGUGACGUUCAAUUUAAGUCACAUUAACAGAAGAAAUACUGCAUUGUGAGCUCGAGGUGGUAUGUCCCCUUUAAGUGUCGGGUGGAGGCAGUGAAACUACGAGAGAAGCUAAACUGAGCGUAAAUAAAAGCCAACAAACGCCCAGUCGGAGGUAGUGAGAGCGAAUAAUGUUAACGGUACACUAACAGGUGUUGGAGGGCUGGGAUGCGGUUGUCAAGGAUGCAGUGAAAGAUGUUCCGCAAGGUCAAGAAACGCCACAGCAGCAGCAGCUCUCAAAGCAGUGAGAUCAGCACCAAAAGUAAAUCUGUGGAUUCCAGUUUAGGGGGAUUGUCCAGGUCGAGCACAGUUGCCAGCCUGGACACAGACUCCACCAAGAGCUCAGGAAACAGUACAGCUGAAACCUGCGCAGAGUUUCGUGUGAAGUAUGUGGGAGCCAUUGAGAAGUUGCAGUUUGACAUGAGCAAAACGCUCCAUGAACCUCUCGACCUCAUCAACUACAUUGACAGCGCUCAGCAAGAUGGAAAGCUGCCGUUUGUGCCAGGAGACGAGGAGAUGAUCCUGGGAGUGUCCAAACACGGAGUCAAAGUGGCCUCUCUGGACCAGUGUGACGUGUUGCACCGUCACCCUCUCUACCUGAUUGUCCGCAUGCUCUGCUACGACGACGGUCUGGGUGCAGGGAAGAAUCUCCUCGCCCUGAAAACCACCGACCCAAAACAGGAGAGGUGCAGCAUCUGGGUGUACCAGUGCACCAGCUCUGAGCAGGCUCAGUCCAUCUGCAAGGUCCUGUCGGCUUCUUUUGACUGCGCUCUGAUGUCUGACAAGUCUUGACGCCUGAGAAAGGGAGCAGACGGAAACAAAAGCAGCUACCGCCUGGAUGAGUCCUGUCCUGAAUGGUUCACUUUUUCGUGUGUUGUGUUCGAUCGCCUUUCAACUAUAUGUGAAGGAAAAAUAUGUAUAUUUAAUAAUAGCAGCAUUAAGUACAAUGUAAUGGUACUUAGUCACUUGAUUUAAGUGUGCAGUCCAUCAUAUUGCUUUAUUGACACAAUGGGUACCAUUCUGCCAUUUGGCUUUAAUUUUAAGACUUGAAAUUAUUAAUAAUGGUUUUAAUGUUUAGAUUGUUUUCACCAAUAAUGUUAUAAAAGGUACUGUGGUGGAUUAACACUCAAGUAAAAUGGAUUUGAAUGAUUUUGGGAAAUCAUUGGCGGUACGUCAUCUAUCUUUUAUAUUUGUAUUAUUAUUUUUCUAUUCUUUUUCUGUCACCUUCAACCAGUAGUUGUGCAGUGAGAAAAUGUGUUGAACAUUAAAGGAGUGGAAAUGUUAGAAUUGCUGAGUUUUUUUUUUUUUAAAUGUUUUUGCCACAUAAGAGUAGUAUAUUUAAGAGAGGUUACAUAUUCACCACCAGAGGGCGCGCCUGCUACGUAAAAUAAUUGUAAC